AUGUCUAAAAAUACUGGAGAAAUGACACGAUCUUCCUCUCUUAAAUUCAAACUAAAACUUGUAGCGACAUCAAAACCUCUUUCAACAUCAGAAUUACUAAAACGAUUAAAAAGUUUAUUUGGAGAAUUAUCUACAAUGGAACAAGAAGAGGUUGACCAAAAUUCAUUAAAAAGUAUAACUCAUGAUCUUAUAAAUAAAAGUUUGAUGGGGCAUAAAGAUAAUGGAAUAAAGGCCUAUGUAGCAUGUUGUAUUUCUGAUUUAUUGAGACUUUAUGCUCCUGAUGCUCCUUACACAGAUCACGAAUUGAGAGAAAUUUUUGUAUUUUUUGUCCAACAACUUCAAAAUAUUGGAAAAAUAGAUGGUCCAUAUUUUGAUUUAUAUUUCCAUUUACUGGAAAAUUUGUCAACAGUAAAAAUUGUUUUAUUAAUUCUUGAAUUACAAGAUUAUGAAGAAAUUUUAAUUGAGUUAUUUCGUAAUUUUUUUGACGUUGUUAGACCAGAAUUGUCAAAUAUAGUUUAUUCGCAUAUGGUAGAUAUUCUUGAACAAUUAAUCAAUGACGGUAAUGCUCUACCUCAGGAUGUGAUUGACAUUAUUCUGGCACAAUUUUUAAGAAAAAGAAAGGAUGAAAACCCAACAGCAUAUAGAUUAGCAUGUGAUGUUUGUAGGGCAGCAACUGAUAAACUUCAACGAUAUGUUUGUCAAUAUUUUACAGAUGUGAUUGUAGCAGCAGAAAAGACGGGGACAUCAGCUGAUGAAUUGAAUGAUUUUAAAACUGCACAUGAUCUUAUCAAGGAAUUAAAUAGAGUGGCUCCUGGUUUAUUACUUAAUGUGAUACCGCAACUGGAAGAAGAGUUAAAACUUGAUGACUUAAAUUUGAGAAUGCUUGCAACACAAGUACUUGGCGAAAUGUUUUCAGAGAAAGAUUCCACUUUGGCUAGUAGAUAUGACAGUGUAUGGAGAACGUGGCUAUUAAGAAAUACUUACAUAAUAGUUUCAUUACUUAAAAGGCGGAAUGACAAGGUGGCUGAUGUUAGGUGUACAUGGGUAGAAUUUUGUUUGCCAUUAUACACCAAUCAUCAUGAAUUAGCGGAUCAAAUUAAUGAGGCGAUUAUUACCAAAUUAUCAGAUCCUGAUGAUAAAGUUCGAAUAGCUGUUUGUAGAGUUUUUUGUCAAUUAGAAUAUGAAUGUGCUUCAAAACAUCAUGGUGUCAGACAAGAAGCUAUAAAGGCUUUGGCCCGUUUAUAUAACAUGGCAUAUUUGGAAAUUCUUGAUAAUGAAGCUAAUGCACCUGAAAAAUUUGGAUGGAUUCCUUCAGAAUUAUUGAAUACUAUAUAUACAAAUGACAAUGAGAUUAUUGCAUCUGUAGAAAAUGUUUUGCAUGAAGAGAUAUUGGCAUCUAAUAAUGUGGAAUCAACCAGAAUGGAUCGACUUCUUGUUGUUUUUGGUUCACUUGAGGCAAAGGCAAAGAAAGCUUUUUUUUCAAUUCUUCAAAGACAAAAAGAAACAAUUAAUGAUAUGGAAAUAUAUUUAAACUUGUGUGAAAAUUCUAUGGACGUUGAGGUAGAUGGUGAUGCAGAUAAAGCAGAUGAUAUGUUGAAUCAAACAAUUAAUCGAAUUGCAGGAAAACUUCCAGAUCCAUUGAAAUCGGUAAACCAUCUUUCAUCGUUCCCAAAAUUGAAUAACAGUCGUAUUUACAAAUUGAUAAGAGGUUGUAUGAAUCCUACCUCAGAUUAUAAAACUGUGAAAAAAUCUGCGAAAGAUGCAUUAAAAUGCAUUGAACAACUGUCACCCUCUUCAGCUGAGACAUUUUCUACCCUAAUACGUCGAAUUAGUCUAACCAUAAUCGGGAAUCUUCAAGUUUUAUUUGCCAAUUCUAAUAAAAAGUAG
Molecule: messenger RNA, 1887 nt
Organism: Entrophospora sp. SA101
Lineage: Eukaryota; Fungi; Glomeromycota; Glomeromycetes; Entrophosporales; Entrophosporaceae
Source: the annotation of a GenBank genome assembly